Molecule: messenger RNA, 6625 nt
Organism: Schistocerca gregaria
Lineage: Eukaryota; Metazoa; Arthropoda; Insecta; Orthoptera; Acrididae
Gene: msps
Product: protein mini spindles
Exons: 35
Coding region: 125-6079 (1984 amino acids)
Biological process (GO): establishment or maintenance of microtubule cytoskeleton polarity; microtubule polymerization; mitotic spindle organization
Cellular component (GO): microtubule plus-end; centrosome; kinetochore
Molecular function (GO): microtubule plus end polymerase activity; microtubule plus-end binding
Source: RefSeq, a predicted model, not a curated record
AUCUUUCUCCGCUAUUGACCAAUCGAAACUUCUCUUGCAAACCAUAUAGGGUUUAAAUGCAGUUGUCGUUAGGUGUGUACUGUAUGUAGGAAUUUCUAAGCAUUUGUUGUGGUAAGGUUAAAUAAUGGAAGAAAAUACGGAGUACUUAAAACUCCCUGUUGAGGAACAGUGUGUACAUAAGCAAUGGAAGGCCAGACUACAUGGCUAUGAAGAAGCAGCUAAAAUCUUUCGUCAAGUUGAUGAUGAGAAAUCCCCGGAAUUUGCUAAAUAUUUAGGUCUACUGAAGAAAUUUGUUGUGGACAGCAAUGCAGUUGCUCAAGAAAAAGGCUUGGAGGCUGUGCUGGCAUUUGUUGAAAACUCUGCUUCAGCUGGAAAGACUGUUGGUGAGGUUAUGGCUGGUAUUGUGGCUAAAUGCAUAGCUGCUCCCAAGACAAAGACAAAGGAGUUAGCGGUCCAGAUUACUCUGAUGUACAUAGAAAUAGAAAAAUGUGAAGCUGUUCAAGAGGAACUACUGAAAGGAAUGGAACAUAAAAACCCCAAAACUGUGGCGGCUUGUGUUGCAGCUAUGACAGAAGCUCUUAGAGAAUUUGGUAUUAAAGUUAUAAACAUAAAGCCAUUGGUGAAGAAAAUACCAGUUUUGUUGGAAGACAGGGAUAAAACGGUCAGAGAUGAGGGCAAAGCAUUAGUUAUAGAGAUGUACAGGUGGAUUGGUGCUGCACUGAAACCACAGCUUACAGCACUGAAACCAGUCCAGGUCACUGAAUUGGAAACAGAGUUCGACAAAGUGAAAGGGAUGAAGGUGGCUCCAACUCGUUAUCUGAGAUCUCAGCAGCAGAAGCAAGCGAAGCUAGCUGCUGAAAUGGCGGCAGGUGAAGACAUAGGUGAAGAGGACGAAGAAGAUGGAGGUGCACCUGAAGUAGAUCCUUACGAUCUGAUGGAACCCGUAGAUAUUUUAUCAAAGUUACCAAAAGAUUUUUAUGAAAAAUUGGAGGCAGUGAAGUGGCAAGAACGAAAAGAGGCUGUUGACAGUCUCGAGCAGUUACUGCAAACGCCUAAACUAGAAAAUGGUGACUAUGGUGACCUUGUCCGCAGUUUAAAAAAGGUGGUAGGCAAAGAUACAAAUGUCAUGGUGAUAGCUGUGGCAGGUAAAUGCUUGGCUGCUCUCGCAAAUGGUUUGAAGAAACGCUUCCAGCCCUAUGCCAGCCAGUGCAUCCCGACCAUACUGGAGAAGUUCAGGGAAAAGAAGCAGAAUGUCGUGACUGCGCUGAGGGAGGCAAUUGACGCCAUAUAUGUCAGCACGACUAUAGAAGCAAUCCAAGAAGAUUGUUUAGAAGCACUCGAAAACAAGAACCCUAGUGUCAAAGCUGAAACUGCAUCAUUUCUUGCACGUUGUUUCACUAAGUGCACUCCGAUGAUGCUGACGAAGAAGCCGCUGAAAGCGUAUACUACAGCUUUAUUGAAACUAUUGAAUAACCCAGGUAACUGUUUGAAAAUUAAGUUUUAUUUUGGAACUGUGGAAGUGUCCCCCUCAAAUUCACCAAUUAAAGAAUGUUGUGAAAAGGCAGUUAUUGUAGCUAAAGUACCAAGAGUUGUCGAGAGGCCCAGUUCAGCUCCUACUAAACUUGGAGGGGAUGGAGACGGGAAAACUGUUAGUGCAAAAUCUGCCAAAAAGUCUGCUCCUAGUGGCGCAAAGAAGGUUGUCAAAAAGGCAGUUUCAUCAGCUCCAGCAGUUGGCAGUGGAAAGAAGCUGCCUACACAAAGUACAGAAAAAGAAUUGAGUGAGGACGUCGUAGAUGAAAUACUGUCGGAAAUUUUGCCUGGUGAUUUAAUCUCAGGUCUAGAAGACACUAACUGGAAAGUUAGAUUGGCAGCAGUGGAACAGUUUGUUGAGGUUGUCAGAGAGUUGGAUCCUGCCGACAGGCCAACGCAAGCCCUUGUUAGAGCUCUGAGUAAAAAGCCAGGUUUGAAAGACACAAAUUUCCAAGUACUGAAGGCAAAAUUGGAGGCACUAAAGCUUUUAGCAGAAACUGGAGAAAUGUCGAGUGUAUCGGUGGAAUGUUGUGUAAGUGAUGUUGCCGAGAAACUUGGUGACCCUAAGAAUGGUGCGCUAGCGGCAGAAACGUUGACAGCACUAGCAGAAGCAACAAAAUUGGACCCUGUGGCUACAGCAGUAUUGGACUUCGCAUUCAGCCAAAAGAGUCCUAAGGUUCAAAUAGAGGCACUGAACUGGCUGGCUGAAGCCAUAAAGGAGUUUGGAUUUGUUGUGCAGCCGAAAGCACUGAUGGACAGUGUGAGGAAAGCAGUGGGAGCCACACACCCUGGAGUGAGAAGUGCUGGGAUUGCCUUCACGGGAACACUUUACCUGUACAUUGGGCAACAAUUGUCAGUCUUCUUUGAGGGCGAAAAGCCGGCCCUUUUGCAGCAAAUUACUGCAGAGUGGGAGAAGCAUGAUGGGGAAACCCCACCUGAUCCUGUGAGGCGUCAGAAGGGUGCCGAUGGAGACGCUGAGUCACCGGAGGAAGUUAAAGUGAACAUGCAUGACAUGAUGGAGAAAGUAGACAUCAGUUCCCACAUCACUGAUGCUCUGCUCAGUGAGCUAGCUGACAAAAACUGGAAGGUUAGGAUUGAAGCACUGCAAAAGCUUGUGAACAUUGUCAACGAGCACAAAUACAUUUCAAGUAAUCUGGGAGAUUUGCCUCCUGUCCUCGCUCUCAGACUCGUUGAUAGCAACAGCAAGAUAGCAGUGGCCGCCAUUGCAUUUUGUCAAAGCCUUGGUGCUGCCAUGGGCUCCCAGUGUAAAGUGCACGUCCGCACCCUGUUCCCCAACUUCUUGCAGGGACUCGGUGACAGCAAGGUGUGGGUACGGUCGGCUGCGUCAGCUUGUAUAAACACCUGGGGUGACCAGUGCGGUUACAAAGUCUUUUUUGAUGGUGAAAUGAUUGGCGACGCUCUGAAAUCUGGAAGUCCUGUGCUAAGAUCAGAACUCUGGGCGUGGCUCGCCGAGAAGUUACCGGACAUACCUCCAAAAUCUUUCCCCAGAGAAGAACUGACUGUGUGUGUGCCUCACUUAUUUUCUAAUUUGGAAGACCGCAAUGCAGAUGUGAGGAAAAGUGCUCAGGAUGCAGUUCCUGCAUUUCUAAUACACUUGGGCCACACAUCGUUGAUGAAAGCGGUGGCAAAACUGAAGCCUGCUACACAGUCUGUUAUUACACAAAUUAUCAUGAAAGCAAAUGUGCCUGUGAAGCAAAUGGCAGAUGAAGAGCAGGAGUGUGUGAAGACUGUGAAGAGUGGAGGAGCAAAGGCAGCUGGGAGCAGUACGGCUGUUAAGAACAAGGCAGCUGCCCCAAAAAGUGGGAAGACCGGAGGACGAAAAAAAGAUGAAGAAGCAGAUACAUCUCCAUUGUUGGCAAUAAAUGGCCAGAAACAUCAGAGGUUACUUGAUGAACAAAAGUUAAAAGUACUGAAAUGGAACUUCACAUCACCGAGGGAAGAGUUUGUGGAGCAGCUGAAAGAUGCUAUGACAGCUGCCAAUGUUAACAGAACGCUAACAGCCAACAUGUUCCAUUCAGAUUUUAAGUACCAUUUGAAGGCCAUUGACAUGCUGAAUGAGGAUCUGCCAAACAAUCCUGCUGCAACAGUUGCUAAUCUGGAUUUAAUACUAAAAUGGAUGACAUUGCGUUUCUUUGAUACAAACCCAUCAGUGAUAUUGAAGGGGCUGGAGUAUCUGCAUACGGUAUUUGACUCCCUAAUUGAAGAAAAUUACAACAUGUUUGAACAGGAGGCACUGUCAUUUGUGCCAUAUCUCAUUUUAAAGAUUGGGGACCCAAAAGAUGCCGUACGUAACAGUGUGAAAAGUCUUUUUAAACAACUGGAACGUAUAUACCCAGCAUCUAAGUUGUUUGUUUACAUAAUGGAUGGUCUGAAGUCAAAAAAUGCCAGGCAACGGACAGAGUGUCUGGAGCUGCUGGGGUAUUUGAUCGAAGGAUACGGUUUGUCUGUGUGUCAGCCAUCACCAGUAGCAGCACUGAAAGAAAUUGCCAAACAGAUAUCUGAUAGAGAUAAUUCUGUAAGAAAUGCAGCACUGAAUUGUGUAGUCCAGGCAUACUUUAUUGAAGGGGAUAAAGUGUACAAAAUGGUAGGACAGAUCUGUGACAAGGACCUGUCUCUCCUAGAGGAAAGAAUAAAGCGUGCUGCCAAGAACAGGCCGCCGUCCGCGACGAGGCAGUCACCACCUAGUGGCCGGCCGUCAAGCCAGCCGCAGUUGCCAGCACGGCAGGCCCAGGUGCAGAAGGUGACGCGGCAGGGGAGCGAAGGCAGCAUCCAGAGGGAGACGGUGGCUACGCCAACACCAACACAUCAGGAGGUGGAAGUCCCUCCAGCAGAGCCUCAACCCAGGCAAACUCCUCCGAAGCAACAGCGACCUGUCUCUGGGCGUUUUGGUCUGGACCCAGAGCUCUUAGCAAAGAUAGAAGGAAAGGGUGUCAGCUUGAGUGCACCCAAGCUGAAUGAGUUUGACUUGAAGGACAUCUUGGAUGAUGGGACACCUAUCGACAUGCCAAAACCUGGAUAUCAGAACUCAGGGAGUCCUGUUUCAUACCAACCAGUGAAGCAGAGACUGCCAGCAUCUUACGCGCAGGCGUCACGCCCCGAGGAAGUGAUAGAGAUGGGUAUCUCCAACGUGACGAACCCUGACAUAAACGUGGCGUGGCAGGCUUGCGUGCAACUUGAGCUGGUCGUGCAGACAGAGAACGUGAGCUUCCUUCGAGGCAAGGAAGACCACCUGGUGCUGGCCUGUGUGAUGCAGCUGCGCCUGCUUAACUCUAGCUCCCCCCACUCUACGCCGGGCGACCUGCUCGCCCGGGGCUACCGCAACCUCUUCCUGCUGCUCAUGUCAUUUUUUGAAAAAAGCCACCUCGCCAAGCGCGUCUCAAAGAAGGUACUGCAUGAUCUUGUGUACCAGCUGUUGGGGCUGCUCGUUGAUAGACACCUGGAUGAACUGGAAAAUGGUGACUCUUUUACAAGAGUUGUUAAUGUCAUGGUAAUGAGAAUAAUUGAAAAUUCUGACCCUACUAACAUUACCAGUGCCAUGAUGAAAUCUCUGCACGACUGUGUAGCUAGCACCAAUGCAUCAGCUCGGUUCACCGAACUAGUUAUGAAGUGCUUAUGGAGGAUUAUUAAAUUACUUCCCCAAUGGGAAGAAGAAACCGAUUUUGCUGUUAUUUUGUAUGACAUACAUCUGUUUCUGAAGGAUUUCCCUUCACCGGUGUGGAAGAAACGGCAGUCGGAUGUCCCUCUACGCACGAUAAAAACAUUCAUUCAUACUGUAACCAAAAUAAAAGGAAACAGAAUACUGAAUUAUUUAGGACGCAUCGAUAAUGCCAGUGACUCGGAGCUACAUUCAUAUUUAAUAAAAUUACUAAAGAAUGCUAAGCAAGAUGAUGUGAAGUCAUCAACAGAGAAGGAUGCUAAAAUUCCCAACCGUCACACCAAAGUGCCCUAUGGCCAACUCUCAGAGAUCUUCAAGAAGAUAGGCAUGAAGAAUCACACAAGAGAGGGUCUGGAGCUGUUGUACAAUUUCAAGGAGCAGUAUCCGGAUGCCAACUUGGACUCUUUCCUGAGGAAAUCCUCACCGCAAUUCCAAGACUACAUUGCAAAAGGCCUCAAGAGUAUAGAGAUGGAAAGGAAAAAAGAACCUUUUGCACCAGCGAAUACUGUUUUCCCAGUUGAAAGCACAAUGAAGGACAAAGAGGUACCUGCAAGGAACAACACACCCAGAGUCGAGAAUCUCGUAGAUGUCGACGGAGAUGGCAGGUCCACGUCGAAGGAUGCGCAGUAUUACCUGAAGAGGCUGCAGAGGCUCCAGGCCGACGCAGGCCUCACACCCGCAAACAUUCCACUGGGUUUGACCCUACGUCAGCAGACGACCGUGUCUGACAAUAAUAUUCCAAACGAUGAAAACCUGAAUGUGAGGGUACUGAAGGAAAACCGCAGUGAGAUACUGCCCACUUCGCGGAGUGGAGCAGAUGGAGUGGAGAGGCUGAGAAAGAGGUUGGAAGCACUAAAAUCUACAACUAAAUGAGGCCUGAUGCUGUUAACUGUCCAUGAUUAAUUUCAUAAAAAUUAAUAUAUAUAUAUGUAGAUAAUUUUAUAUAUAGACGGUGUGCACGCGUAAUACUUCGGAAAAUUAUGGCUGUCGUAAAGUAUUUCAUGAUGUUAUGUAGAAAAAUUUUUUAUAAAAGACUGAGCAUACAGUUAUACGAUUAUUAAUUUAUUAAUGUGUUACAGCUAUUAAUAGUGAAACUUGAGAAAUAGAUUACAUGACUGCUAGGAAGCUCGUGCACGAAAAGGAUUAUAGUAAGACACAUUCUCAUUCACUUUAUUAAGACUGGAGUGUCUGUUGUGCAAUUGGUGAUGUGUAACUUAUAUCUAAUUUAUUUGUAUUUUUUUAAUACUUCGGCAGUAUUGACCAUUGAUUCAAUCACGUGUAAAGACUUUUUUAAUUAUUUUACAGCUACAUUUUUAUUUUGUUUAAAUGUUAACAUGUUGAGAACCUGUGACUAUUUUUGCAGAUGGUUGGAAAAUAAACUUGUAGUUGAAACUUCGAAUAAAUUUUUUAUAUAAUGUG